AUGAAUCGAUCCUGGGAAGAAAUAUUCAUGGAGAACUGUGGACCGGCACGUAUUCAGUUGUUAUCAAUUAUAUCUUCCCUGGCUUUGGUACCUCUGGCUUCCCUGUUUUUUGGAUCGAUUUGCGCAUUUUAUAACAGUCGAAAAAAUUUUCAUCCCUUGUUUUCAUUCUGUUUUCUAACUCUUCUGACUUUGUACUACACCUCAACAACAAUUUUGGCAAUUCGUAACAUCAUUUUUUCAAUUUUCGGGGACAAUUUUCAACAGCCAGAAAGAAACGCUGACAUCAUUAUCAGAAAUUGUGAACGACUUUAUAUGGCAAUCAAUUUUUAUAUUCCACCAUUGAUUGCCAUCAGUAUUCUGGAACGAUUAAUUGCCACAACGUUCUCUCGUUAUUACGAACAUGCUAGGCCAUGGUAUCUACUUGCAAUUGGAUUGUUUUGCGCGAAGCUCUCCAAAACCGUAACCGUGAGCUCAAACAUCUCAAUUUCUGUGAAAGACAUCAAAGUUUUGUCAACUAAUAAAAUGUUGAGCAUUCUGGUAUACAUUGAGUUCUCUAACCGUCACGUUCUCCUGGCUGCCGUUUCCACUAAAAACAUUCAAACACUGUUUGCUAUCACCUGCUCUGUUUCUCUUUGUCUUCUUCUACUGGCAAAUCGGGCGAAAUCCAAACAUGGCCGAGCCAAAUCUGCACUAUCCGAGAGAUAUCAAGUCAACGAGAAUGUCAGAGCUUUACGAGUUCAAAUUCCAGUUGUGGUCAUCGAUACAGUAAUCCAAACGAUGUUUCUAUGCUCUGAUAUGUUUUGGAAUGCCGGACAGGUGCUGAAUCUCAACAAUUGCUAUGACGACGAUUGGUACUUAAACAAAUUCACCGCGUUUCGAUUGAUUGGCUUCACACUUCAAUAUUUCAUCCCAUGCAUCGUAAUGUUCCACUUCACUCAAUUCUGCUGCAACUCAAUCCGACGUCGUCCAAAUCGACGAAUCAAAUCUGUGUCUCCACAUCCAGAAACCACACCAAUUACCGUACUUUCGAUUCGCAACGUUUUGGGAAUGCCGUUGACUGGAGAGCACGUAGGAGCAUCGGGCCAGGAAGCUCAUUUUAAGAAUCUUCAUGACCAAUGGAAUGCUUAA
Molecule: messenger RNA, 1128 nt
Organism: Caenorhabditis briggsae
Lineage: Eukaryota; Metazoa; Nematoda; Chromadorea; Rhabditida; Rhabditidae
Exons: 6
Coding region: 1-1128 (375 amino acids)
Source: RefSeq, a predicted model, not a curated record